UGGACAAAAUUUAUCAGCGAUUUCGGAAAAAUGUGAUAUCGGCACCUUACGGCUUCCUUCCGAUCCAUCUUGGCCUAAGAUACCUCCACGUCGCUUAUCCGACAAUACCGAUGACAUUAUCAAACCUCCAUAUAUGAUCACUGUGACUGGAACUCCUAGAAAAAGUCGCAGUACAGUGCAAACUAUUCCGUAUAAACAUGCCAAACCGGUUUGCUGCCAAAAAUAUGAAGUCCCCACACACAUACCGAGAAAAUUAUCUAGUUAUAAUGAUCCGCGUUUUAAAAGACAGAUAUCGCGAGAUAAGGCUGAGAAACCAGAUGAAGCGUGUAACAUGAAGAAUGACAAACAAAUGUCAGAAUCAGAUACACAUAAUCAGCAGGAAAAUAAAAAAUUUGAAGAUAACUUGCAGAAAAUAGAUAAAAAUGUGAACAACUGUACAUCUCUGCUCCAUCAUGAUGUAGAUAAGUUAUCAGAGAGUGUGGUAAAAUUGAUGAAGAAAACCACUGAUUGUCUCACUAAGGAGCAAUCUAUUUCAGAAACAAAUCGUGUAGCAGCUAAUCAAUAUGUGAUUGAUGAGCGAUGUGACAUUGAAAGUCGAUUCUGUCAACAAAAACAAGAAGCUAAUAAGCCGCUGCUUUUAAUGGUUGAUGAGAAAAAGAUACACGCUUUGCCUAUCAAUACUCUCAACAUAGAAGCUACUCCCGCACAGCCACUGCAAUGUUAUAGCGUACAAAUUCCUGUAGUGACCUACUGCAAUGUACCUUUACAAAUACCGAAUAUUUCCACACAAAUUCCGGAGAAUGUUAAAAUACCAGAAUGUCAAAGCGAUAAUGUGAAGAGACGAGAAACUGUCGAGAAUACGUGCGCAGUGUCGAAUACAUUGACCAAUUCAACGUGUAACUCCAAGGAAUCUAGAGAUAAAGAAUAUCUUAGUAGUAAUGAAUUGUUCGAUAAUGUGUAUCUCAUUCGUGAGAUGAAGAUAACUGAAAUGUUAUCGUUUUUAGGUAUUCAGCAGCGUAAUGUGAUGAACAGCGAUGAUAACAAAAAUAUUUCACAUUGUAACGAACGCAUUACCGAUCAAGAGAACAUAUUGAACAGAAAUACCGUAAACGAAGUGUCCAGGAAUCAUACAAAUUUUAAUACAACAAAUAACAUGGACGAUAUGAAGAAUGAUGAAAACUCGUCGAAUCUAAAUGCUGCUGAAAGAUUGAACAUUGUCGGCGGAAAAGAAUGCAAUACAAACUCGUGUGUCGACGAUUGCAUCGAACGGAAAAGAUCGAGUGAAAAGAGUUUGGCACAUUCGAGGAACCAAAGAAUCGUAAAAGACGAGCGAAUCAAUACGAAUGAAUCUUCGAUGAAUGUAACAGAUAAAACGCUGCAGAAAAAUAUACAAAGCUUAGCAUUUGGCGAAGUUAAAGGUAAGGGUGAAAGAAAUAACGAAAGUAAGGAGAAACACGAGGAGCUGUGCGGCAGCUUGAAGCAUAAAACGGCAUCCAUGAAUCUGUCGAGGAAGGCAAAGUCGUUCUUUCGGAAGAAAUCCCGUUUGGCGAUUGUAGAUUCCAAUUGCACUCUGAUACUUCCCGGUCCACGUCGCAUUCGAGGUAAACAGUACGAAAAGACAUGCGGUCGUUUAAAGGUAAGUCAGUUAUUAAAUAGAAGAAGCAGAAUAACCAGCACGAAUUCUAUACGAAUCAAGUUCUACGCGCUGAAACAGGGUCGAAUAAACUCUCGUUCGUUGACGAAUCUGCCAGCGGAUAACUCAUUCGAUAGACUAUCGUCCAUUCCAUUAGAGACUCAGGAACUGCUGAACAAAAAUUAUUGGGAGUAUUACAGGAAACUCAAGCGUAAGCUCGUGCUGACUAAGCCGGACACCGCGGGCGAACAUGCAAACAAACUGCAGAAUCGUUCGCCCGAAUCUCAAACGUUGCAACAAUGCUCCCUGCUUUCGUGCAUGAUCAAUACGACGCUUCGAGAUUCAACGACUGUCGAUAAGAAAUCGCUUUCUGAUCCGGCGACGAAUGUAGCGUCCAAUGUGCGCGAAAACAUUUUCGGAUUGUCGUCUGCGAAGAAACGAAAAAGGACGAAGCAGACGAGCAAACGACCGCUCGAACUUAAAACUAUAGCGCUGCUUGGUAUCACGAUGUACGUUGCGAUCAUAUUUCUGCCCAUAAUGUACGACUAUUUCUUUGACGAGGAACACGACGAUUACGAGAACAUGAGUUACCUCGAGCUGACGCUGCAGUACGUCACGGCGUCAUUCGGGGAAGCCUUCGGCGGCAUUGUCGAGGUCCUGAAUACAGUAUUUCUACGCCCAGUAAGAUUUGACCGAAAGCUGUAACUUCUCUCUCGCUUAUUUGAAAACUCGCUAAAUUUCGUAGAAACUUGCGCUCUGCAUUAUGUGUUAAUCCGUGAAAAUCACGCGUCAAGCGUUCUGCAGUUUUGUGUCAUUUUCAGUGUUCGUGUGGGAAAUGUAAUGACGUUAUUUGAAUGCAUAUCCGCGAGUUAACGCCACUCUACAUGUCUCGCUACUUGUUCCUAUUCACACGCGCGCUUAUACCCCAUCUAUGUUUUGUGUGAGUUAUGUCUCUUCUAUAUACAUCGAAUUCUUUAUAUUUUCUAAUGAUAUUUCAUACACACGCAUAUUGUAUACGUGAUGUGAAUGUUUAUAUACGAUUAUAUAUUUGCGAUUAAACUUUCUUUGGGAUUUAAAUCAAACAUUAGCUCUUGUCUUCUUCAUAGUCUUGUGUUCACUGAUUUUAAUGUAAAUAAUGCAAAGUAGAACAGAAGAUAGUAAACCGUGUAAUUUCGAUAUAUUGCAGAAAGAUAAUUAUAAUUGGAAAUGAUUAAGAACAUUUUAGAGCAAAGAAGAGAUUUAUUUUACGUAUGAAAAUACUAAAAUCGAAUAUAUUUAACACU
Linepithema humile (Argentine ant) is the source of this 2916-nucleotide messenger RNA. NCBI's taxonomy places the organism in Eukaryota, Metazoa, Arthropoda, Insecta, Hymenoptera, Formicidae. The record is from RefSeq and is a predicted model, not a curated record.